Danaus plexippus (monarch butterfly) is the source of this 4653-nucleotide messenger RNA. RefSeq names its product phosphatidate phosphatase LPIN3 (gene Lpin). The record is from RefSeq and is a predicted model, not a curated record. The transcript is spliced from 16 exons. Gene Ontology annotation, biological process: cellular response to insulin stimulus; positive regulation of transcription by RNA polymerase II; fatty acid catabolic process. Lineage: Eukaryota; Metazoa; Arthropoda; Insecta; Lepidoptera; Nymphalidae. Gene Ontology annotation, cellular component: nucleus. Bases 336 to 3227 code for a protein of 963 amino acids. Gene Ontology annotation, molecular function: phosphatidate phosphatase activity; transcription coactivator activity.
CUCGUUUAUAUUUUCGUCAGUAUAAAAGUAUAUUUCUUGCAGUGCACACGUAACAGAUCGUGCUUCGCAUUCGUGCAAUCUUAUUCGCAACCAAUUGUUCGCGCAACAUAACAGCUGUUUGUUUACUAAUAUCUCGACAGCGAUAUUAGUAAAACUUUAUUUACAGUGAUUACCACAAGCCCCAGUGAAAACUUAUUCUAUAUUCAGAUUAUAAAACAGCAAUGUCUCAUUCACCUCCAUCAACAUGGGGUAAUUUUUGAGAAAUUCACAUCGGACUUUAGAAUAAAGUGUUAGUGCCAGUGUUAUUGUGACGGAAGUAACAUAAAACCUCAGUCAUGUAUUCCAUGAACUAUAUCGGUAAAUUCAUUGCUCAGUUCUGCGAGUUCUAUAAUGAGAUCAACGGUGCGACCCUGACAGGUGCGAUUGACGUCGUGGUGGUAGAACAGCCAGACGGAAGCUUCACCUGUUCCCCGUUCCAUGUGCGGUUCGGAAAACUCGGUGUGCUAAGAUCGAGAUUCAAAGUUGUCGAUUUGGAGUUGAACGGCGAGCCGCUACAGAUUCACAUGAAAUUGGGUGAAUCUGGCGAGGCGUUCUUCGUAGAGGAAGUCGGGGAGGAUGAGGCUGAGUGUUCCGCACAUCUGGCUACAUCACCCAUACCGGCUACCAGAUUCGAUGAACUAUACGAGCCGCGACGCAGGAACUCGCUGUCAGCUGUGGAACCAGACCAUGGACAGGCUUCAGAUUAUACAAAGAGAAGAUACACCGCCGACGGGAAAUCCAUGCAAAAACCGGACUUAAAUAAACUUGCCAAAAAAAGAGAAGACAAAAAUAAUCAUGACGAUCAUGAUAAUGAGGCUUUGUUUGAAAUGGAUGGCUUGAAUGAUGGAUCAGCUGACUGGACAGACUCGAAACCAAAGACAUUCUCGGCCACUAAGCUCGGCUCAGCCGAGAGCGAGGCCAGCCAAACCGUUCAGAAGAUAAGUGAACACAACGACUUCAGACCCAUAGACGCCAUGCCUAAUCCAGAAGAAGUCAAGCCGAACGGCAACGGCAAGAAGAAAAAGAAGACGAGGAAGGCCAAUUCAAAGAAGAAACACCAAAGAAAGUCAUCGACUAGCUCCAUAUCUAGUCAAUCAGAUCUCACCGGGACCGAGCAGAGGUCACGUGUUAUCACAACAGAUAUAAAUUUCUUCAGUGACAGCGAAGUGGCAGCGAGCGCUCUAAGCGAAGAGAUGUCCAACUUCAAGCUGAAUGGUGACAAUCGUAUCCCGCUAGCGUUGUCGGACACGGCCUUCGAGGUCCACGCAGCAUCCAGACACUCUAAGGGAUCCCGACAUGGAUCGCCGGUUCAAUCUGAUACGGAGGUGGAAUUGGCACGAGCUGCUAACGACGAUAAGUCAUCACAGUCGUGGAGGUGGGGUGAACUGCCGGAGCCUCCAGUGAGAGGGGCUCAGGCUGCGGAGUCCCCUGCCUCCCCCGCCUCUCCAGCUUCCCCCGCCGAGCCCUCCUCGCCAGCGGAACCUCUCAGCUCGGACGAAGAAAGAACAGGACGUCGCGGAGUGCUGAGCGACAUGUUCAGAUUCAUGUCGACCAGAGAGGACGCCGUCCCCGAAGGCGUCUAUUUAGAUGAUUUGGACCGUGGCCAGGUCGACCCGGACCUUUACUUCCCGAAACAUCACGCUGAGCGUUACCGAUCGGGUGUGGCGGCGGCCGGACCUACCGAGGAGGAGUACGAGUCCGGCAACGGUCCGUCCUUACCGCAGUCACCGAACUCACCAGCCUCCAUGGACGCACCCGCGCUGGACUCGGAUGACGAUGAGAAAUUGCUUGCCAAAGGUCAGGUGUCUGUGAUGGCUCGUGAUGGCGCUGUGUGCCGCUCACUGAGCUACGAGGAGUUCUGUGUGAAUGGCGCUGAGCUAGCAAGCGCUGGCAGGCUGGAGGUCCGUCUUGGGACUAGACGAUUGCCGUGGCGCAGCGCUGGACCGCUAUUGCUGUCGUUGUUGGCGUACAGACGACCGCUGCCCAAUCGUGUACUGGAGGAACUAGAGAAGGGUCAGAAGGAGGAGUCCGCCAUCAGAACGGAUGAGGUGAAGCCGAGGAGUUACUGGUGGAGCUGGAGACGAUCCAACGACAAGAGUAGAUCAGAAUCGUCUCAGAACAAGGACGAAGAACUGAAAGAUUCGUCCAUACAACAAACCGAGACCCUAAAAAUUGAAGCAACCGAUAUUGAUGAGGUGGACCAUCAGUGGAGCGAAGAGAAGACGGAACCCAAGGAGGAGACACCGAUCGAUGAUGAACCGAUGCCUGAAAUCAUCACGGAACCAUUGGAAACCACGCCCGUGUUGCCGAAAGUGUCAAUAUCGCCGAGCCAGCCAGAGCACAGCUCGUCGGAGUCGGAGACGGAAGGACGAACGGCCACGAGGAGACCUUCUUCCUUCAGGAAGACACUCCGAUUGUCUUCGGAUCAGAUCAAAAACCUGAACCUCCGCGAGGGUAUGAACGAGAUGGUGUUCAGUGUGACCACCGCCUACCAGGGCACUACCAAGUGUAAAUGCAACGUGUUCCGCUGGAGAUACGACGACAAGAUCGUCAUAUCAGACAUAGACGGCACCAUCACCAAGUCGGAUGUUCUGGGACAUAUCUUCCCACUGGUGGGCAAAGACUGGGCUCAGUCGGGCGUCGCACAACUAUUCACUAAGAUCAAAAACAACGGAUACCAGUUAUUGUACCUCUCGGCGAGGGCCAUCGGACAGGCCAAGGUAACUCGCGAAUAUCUUCGUUCGAUCCGUCAGGGCGAGUUGUGUCUGCCGGACGGACCACUUUUGUUGAACCCCACAUCGCUGCUGCGCGCCUUCCACAGGGAGGUCAUCGAGAAAAAACCGGAAGAGUUUAAGAUACAGUGUCUGGCUGACAUCAAAGCGUUAUUCCCCGCUGGCUCUAAUCCCUUCUAUGCGGGUUACGGAAAUAGAGUCAACGACGUCUGCGCUUACCAGGCUGUCGGCAUUCCUAUCGUGAGAAUAUUCACAAUAAACUACAAGGGUGAACUCAAACACGAGUUGACUCAGACAUUCCAAUCGACGUACUCCCACAUGUCUGUGCUAGUGGACCAGGUGUUCCCGCCCGCGCUUUGUGAACCCAGCGAUGAAUUCUCUCAGAGCGUCUUCUGGCGCGAACCGCUGCCCACUGUUGAACUUCCCGCCGCCGUGCUACCACCGACAAAACAUUAGUUCGCCAAUCUUAUGCCGCUAUAAAAAUAGCCCACCAAAAUCAACCAAUAGCAUACCGCCUUUGAAAUCUUAUUUACCAAUCGUGUCCCGUCACUUGAAUGACUGUAUGGUUUUAGUGUAAUGGCGGUAAAUAUUUUAAAGGACCUAAUAAUUUACAGAUAUUUAGUAUAAUGCUUAACUCAAUUUGUCUCGUUUAUCCUGUAAUGUAAUGCUAACGUGUAGUUUGAAUUUAUAUCAAUAAGUCUCACUAUCGCCAUAUGCAAUACACCAUUAUUUUUUUUGUAGAAAAGAUUAUUUGAUAAAUUUCAAAAUCUAAGCUCAUUUUAGAUAAGCAAUUGCAUUUGUUUUUUCUUUAUAUUAUGGUGUAGUGUCUUAUACGUAAAGUUUUAAAAAUUAAGUAGUUGGGUGUGCGAAAUGUGUGUAAUGAGAAAAAAAAAAACAAUCAAUUUGAAUACAGCUUUUGUAAUACUCAAGGCUUUGACUAUAACACUUUUAACUUACAUGUACCUUUCAAUAAUAUUAGUAUCAUAAAACCAACCAAAAAAUAUGUAUAGGUAGUCAGUCCGAAGUGGAAUCUCAGUAUGGAAUUCCUUCAAGUAGUGUACCAAUGACAGGAAAACCACUAGCGUAAAAAUUAUUUUAUUUGCUGUCAGACACUACAUUUCGUUGUGCUUGUUUUUUAAAGCGUAUGCUAGGAUUCAGCUCAAAACAAAUCACAUGUAAUGAUGUAUUAUGUACUUUAAAUUUUGCUUCCCAUGUGUAUGUUAGUUACCGUCAUAGUGGAACGUUAAUUUGAUUUUAGUUAAAAUCUGUUCUAUUUGUUAAUAUUUCAUUGUUUCAGCAAAUAUAAUGUGACAAAUCCUUUUUAAUGCUGUGAUAUUUGGUGAUCUCAGCUUCAGAUUUUUCACCACCAUUUUUUUUUUUACAUUUUCACAAGGUAAUAUACUAAAAUUUUCAAUUUGUCAAGUCAUAUUUUUUGUAACAUGUAUUGGGAAAUACGUGAAUUUGAAUUUGGAAUGGUAAUAAAUAUUAGUAGGUGCAGUGAUGAGUUGUGUUUUUCAGUUUCAAUUAACUUAGGAAUUGUUGAGAGUAAAUCUGUGAUGUGUGGAAAAGCGAUGCUUUACUUUUGUACUGUGAUUAUCGGUUUAUUAUUAUGUAAGUUACUUUGUGUUAAAAAUACACAUUUACAUUAUUGCAUAUAUUUUGUCUGGGAAAGGCUUGGCCUUUGUGAAACGAUAGUUUAUUUUUGUAUAAAUUUAAUUUAAUUAUAAUGUUAUUGGUCUAGAAUAUUUUUUUUUUUAUUUAAGACAUAGAAUUAAAUUUACAAAACGUUUUCUGAUUUAUCUUACUUGAUUUGGUAUGUAACUAUGUUUAUUAAAAAAUAAUUUAUUUCCACUGUGAUUAUUAAAUAUAUUGCUAAAUGUGA